ACAUUCAUGAGGCCGAUGAGUCAUCAUAGUAAUAGUUUAUAAAAAGGUGUGAUGAUUCAAAGCAUUUUCUUUCACUUCUCGUUCGCGACACCACAGUUUACAACACUUCAAGACUCUUUUUAACGAUGGCCGAUCAAGAUCUUUGCAUUCGCUGCAAGAACUCCGUCCGAGCAAGACAAGAAGGCAUUCAAUGCGAUGGAUGUGACCGAUGGCAGCACAGAACGUGCGACACCGGGAUAUCCCAACAGCGGUACAGGAGCGCUGUCAGGAAUGGACAGGAUAUCGACUGGCGUUGUGAUGAUUGCCUCAACAUGAGCGCUGGAUUUCUUUUGCCACUUGCCGAAAGCUCGAGAAUUCCCCAUGGUAGUACAGUGGUAGGCGUUGGUGCUUCUCAAGCUUCUAUUCAACCUACCAUCAUACCUUCUUCAACUGUUGAUAGUGAACUCGUUGAUAGUGAAAUGGUUGACCUGAUAGUGAACUUGGGCAAUGAUUCCUCAACUCCACCAUCCUCACGCGAAAGUUCGGCACAAAAUGAAGAUUUUGGCAGUUACGAAAUUCCACCCACAGUUCAGGAAGAGUCAAUUAGAGAUGGCGCUCCAGGCAACAUUGUUCCUGAGGACACCAUCCGUGUCAUCGAGUAUGAGAAAAUCGAGUCCUCUACGCAACGCGGUAAAUGUAAGUUGGUGGACAACCUUGGACAUUCGUACACGGUUAAACGCAAGUAUGGCGAGGACAACAUUGUCUGGCGUUGUACUGUCCGCAACAAGACAACGAAUUGUCUGGCCACUGUGAGGCAGCAUGGCACAGACUUUAGUCCAGGUGUGCAGGUCCAUUCACAUCAACCGUCCAGUGGCAUAGGUACAGCAGCAAAGAUAAUCAGUGAGGUGAAAGCCAAAGCCAUGGAAGACUUCUUUCGAUCUGCAGGAGCUAUCGCCGAUGAAGUUCUGGUUGCCCAUUUCACAGAAGCCCCGUGCGCUGCUGUUCCUAAGGUUUGUAAUCUCGCUAGCACCCCAGAAAUGAUCGCCCUACUAAAGCAAGCAAAGGUUUGGUACAUGGAUGCCACUUUCAAAGUUGUGAAAGAUCCAUUCAAGCAGCUAUUCUCAAUUCAUGCCUUUGUGAGACAAAACAGUGACGUGAAGCAGAUACCGUUGGCAUUUAUCUUAAUGUCUGGCAAAAAAAGGCGAGACUACAAGCACGUGUUGAAGGCCAUCAAGAACCUCCUUGCUGAUGGUCUCUGCUUGAAAGGCGUUGUCAUCGACUUCGAGCAUGCGUUAUGGCAGGCAGUGGCAAAGGUGUUCCCAGGUGCAUCAGUUCAAGGCUGUGUGUUCCAUUGGACCAAGCAAUUUGGCGGAAAGUACAAGGGUUGGGCCUGA
Molecule: messenger RNA, 1373 nt
Organism: Dendronephthya gigantea
Lineage: Eukaryota; Metazoa; Cnidaria; Anthozoa; Malacalcyonacea; Nephtheidae
Exons: 6
Coding region: 126-1373 (415 amino acids)
Source: RefSeq, a predicted model, not a curated record